Molecule: messenger RNA, 1656 nt
Organism: Trypanosoma cruzi
Lineage: Eukaryota; Euglenozoa; Kinetoplastea; Trypanosomatida; Trypanosomatidae
Exons: 1
Coding region: 1-1656 (551 amino acids)
Molecular function (GO): metal ion binding
Source: RefSeq, a predicted model, not a curated record
AUGAGUUUUAACCUGGACGACCUUUUUGAUACAGGGUCCCGACAGCAGCAGCAACAGCAGCAUGGAGGCCCAACAUACAUGCCUCCACCGCCACCCAGCGAUCCACCACCACCACCAGUUUUUAUGCAGCAAGAUCAAUUUGGUGUAAAUGCGACAGCGCUACCACCACCACCGCCACCGCCACCCCCAGCAGCAGCAGCAGCGGCACAAACGGUGCAGCCUUUUGAGGCGGUCGGUCAUGCUCCUAUCAUGACUGCACCUUAUCAAACCUAUUACGCCCCCUCACCCACUCCACAGGCGUACGGCGGGAACGGAUAUGCACUGUCUUCUCCACCUGUCCCGUCCAGUGAGUCACCAUCUGCACUUUUACCACAAGCGGCGUAUUACACGGCACCGACACCAAAACCGGUGGCCUAUGGCUCGUCGUAUCAAACUUCUCCGGGGGCACCAAUUGUGUCUCCCUCUACUGUACCUCCUACUUUGCAGAGUACUGCUAUGCCCUUUGUGCCUUCGCCGUCUCACCCUGAGCCCGCGAUCAAGGCACCCACUGCCAGUAAUAGCACCUCUGUACUUGCCCAGGAAGAAGAGGACAGGAAACAGUUGGAAAAGAUUAUCCAACUUCGCAAGGAAUUGGAAAAGGAACGCGAACGCGAGCGCAAGAAGCGUGAGGAACUCGAAACUUGGGGUUGUCCUUCUUGUACGUACAGGAAUUCACUGGAAGUGAACCGGUGUGAAAUGUGUGAUUCGAAUCGUCCAGGCUACCAUCCUCCACCGGAUGUUGUUCCUCCUUCCACAAUAAAAAGUGAUACACAUUCGUCAUCCAGUUCACCUUUAAAAAAGGUUGCGAUAUCGUCAGAAGUGGCUGGACCAACGGCAUGGGUUUGUAGUAUUUGUUUGGCUCCAAACGAGGCGCACAAUUCUCGUUGCAAAGUCUGCCGUAGCUAUCAAAAAAACGGCAAACCUAUUACUGGAGGUAAUGGAAAUCCUACAGGUGCUACGUCAGACGUUUCUAUGCCACCAACUGCUUGGCUAUGUGGAAUUUGUGGUAAGAAGAAUGCUGCCACUGCGGCGCGGUGUGGAGAUUGCAACAGUUACCAGAGCAACGGGGUGCCUGUGGUGGACCCUGAGCCCAAGGCUCAAAUAGUAGCGGAAACGGUUCCUACAACGUGGAAGUGUUCAGUGUGCACAUUAGAGAAUUCUGUUAGCGCUGCAGUGUGUGAGGCGUGCCAGAGUGGGCAACGUCCGCGUCACCUUGCUCCACCAAAGACAAAUGAGAAGAAAAAAUCAGGGAAUGAACCGCGUAAAAAUGACGUUCCUAAGACGUGGUCGUGUUCAACAUGUACGUACCAAAACGCCAUCGCAAAAGAGAAGUGUGAAAUGUGCUCCAACGAGCGUCCUUCACAGUACAAACCACCAUUGCCAUCGGGAGCAAAGAAAGAAGCUGAGGAUUCAGGUGAGGAUAUUCAGUGGCAAGAGGAUGAGGUCGCACGGGAGUGCAACAGGUGUCAUCUUCCCUUUAACUUCACACGACGCCGACACCACUGUCGGGCAUGCGGAUUUGUGUUUUGCGGUGCGUGCUCCUCCUUCCAAUUAGCACUGAAAAAGAAUGGCCCACUUGAGCGUGUGUGUGUGAGUUGCUACGAGGGUCAGAAGUAG